Messenger RNA from Misgurnus anguillicaudatus (oriental weatherfish), 1537 nucleotides. Its product is annotated as stomatin. Gene Ontology annotation, cellular component: plasma membrane. The record is from RefSeq and is a predicted model, not a curated record. Lineage: Eukaryota; Metazoa; Chordata; Actinopteri; Cypriniformes; Cobitidae.
UAAAGAGUUUAGUAAUUAAAAGAGCGCCGUACAAGACAUCACUUCCUGGUUAAUGUGGGAAAUAUCCUAAAUCCGAGUUGUCGGUAACGUAGCAUAAGCCAAUAAGCAAACAAGGGAUUGGGUUUCUGGUUUAACACAAGCUCGUUUUGUUGCUUAGUAACGUGCCGCUCAAAGUUUCGCGUUAUGCCUUCUGUAAAAAGGGGCGGUGUUUGAGACCUUAUUUAAUUCAUCAUAUCUCACUAAAUAUCUCGCAGUACAUUUUGAGACCAAGGAAAAGACUAAGAACAAUCUCUAUAAUGAUGUCUUCUCACGGUGAGAUGUCACUUAACAAAAUUGGACCUGCAGCAAAUGAAGAGACUGAUACAAAUAACAUUAACCAGUCAGAUGCAGAUCAUCCCAGCAGCUCUGGGUUUUGUGGACACUUUCUUUCUUUCUUUUCAUUCCUUCUUAUUCUUCUUACAUUUCCGGUCUCCGUGUGGGGUUGUAUGAAGAUUGUCCAGGAAUAUGAAAGAGCUGUUAUUUUUCGUUUGGGACGACUCCUUGGAGGUGCUAAAGGACCUGGUUUGUUCUGGAUUAAUCCAUGUGUGGAUACAUUCCGAAAGGUUGAUCUGAGGACAGUGUCUUUUGACAUUCCACCUCAAGAAGUGCUGACCAAAGACUCAGUGACUAUCUUGGUGGAUGCUGUGGUCUACUACAGAAUCUUUAAUCCCACUGUUUCAAUAACUAAAGUAGAGAAUGCAAAUCAGGCCACACAGAUGCUGGCACAGACCACUUUACGAAACAUGCUGGGUACUAAGAGCCUGGCAGACAUCUUAAAAGACCGUGAGGAGAUGUCAGAACAGAUGGAGGCUGUGCUUUAUGCUGCAUCCAAGAAUUGGGGUAUUAAAGUGGAAAGGGUAGAGCUUAAGGAUGUCAAACUGCCCCCAUCUCUGCAGAGAGCAAUGGCAGCUGAAGCAGAGGCUACCAGAGAGGCACGGGCCAAGGUGAUAGCAGCAGAGGGAGAAAUGAAUGCCUCACGUGCUCUGAAGGAGGCGGCAAAUGUGAUGUCAGAGUCUCCAUCAGCCCUCCAGCUACGCUAUAUGCAGACACUGACGGAGAUCGCUUCAGAAAAAAACUCGACUGUGGUCUUCCCUGUUCCUGUGGAUCUCAUCUCUCAUUUCAUGAGGAGGUGACCUCAUACCUAUAGACUGACUUAAUUAUAAUUAAUACAAGGGAACACACUGAUGAAAAAUCGUAUAAAAUCGUUGUUAGCCGCUUUGGAUAAAAGUGUAUAAAUGUUAUUUUUACUACUGUUAAAAUUAUUUAACACAAAAUGUAAAUGCUAUGAAAAUGUAAACUAACAUAUGUAAAUUCAAUAUAUUUAAUUACAAAUAAUAUUUGUGUAGGUCAGUAAACAAAUAGGUAAUUUUAAAUCUUCAUAAGUACUUUGCCUUAAACAUCUCAAUGUCUACCUCUGAUCUGAUUUUGCUUGGAUAAGUUUUUAUAUUGUCAGAGUAAUCCUGUUAUGAAUGUAUCAAAAUAAAACAGAAGUAUAUUA